Messenger RNA from Glycine soja, 1703 nucleotides. Its product is annotated as taxadien-5-alpha-ol O-acetyltransferase-like. The transcript has a single exon. The record is from RefSeq and is a predicted model, not a curated record. Bases 212 to 1534 code for a protein of 440 amino acids. Lineage: Eukaryota; Viridiplantae; Streptophyta; Magnoliopsida; Fabales; Fabaceae.
CACAUGUUCUUUAUUCCUUAUAAAUAUCAUCCAUUUGUAGCUUCAAUUGUAUUCGCACUCACACUAGCACGCAACCUGUUUGUUCGUAAAUUCGGCCACUCCAAAGUAUAUGCACCACAAACAACAACACCAUCUUAAUCUUCUCCACCCAAAGCGCAACUUGCAAAAAUUACAUAAAUUCCUAGCCCAAAAACUUGAUCAGUAAACAAACAUGGGAAGUUCCGUGCGUGUAAAAGAAGCAUCUGUGGUUACACCUUCUGAGCCCACUCCAUCGAGUGUGUUGGCUCUAUCAGCUCUUGAUUCGCAACUCUUCCUUCGUUUCACCAUAGAGUAUCUCUUGGUCUACAACCCUUGCCCUGGCCUGGACCAGGCUGCCACCACGGCCCGUUUAAAAGCAGCAUUAGCCCAAGCACUGGUUCCCUACUACCCCUUCGCGGGCCGGGUCAGGACCAGACCCGAUGGACCGGGCCUGGAGGUGGUUUGCGGAGCCCAAGGCGCGGUGUUCAUAGAAGCCUCCGCUGACCGUUACAAUGUUAACGACUUCGAGAAAGCGCCUAAAGCAGUUGCGCACUGGAGGUCGCUCUUGUCGCUCCACGUGGCAGACGUUCUCAAAGGAUCGCCGCCGCUGGUCGUUCAGCUGACGUGGCUCGGCGACGGCGCCGCCGCAAUCGGCGUGGGGAUCAACCACUGCAUCUGCGACGGGAUUGGGAGCGCGGAGUUUCUAAACCACUUCGCCGAGUUAGCCAACGAGAAACGCGAGUUGUUAUUAUUAGCUCAGAGGCCCAAACAUAAACCUAUUUGGGAGCGUCACCUUCUGAAGCCAACGCGUGGGAAGCAGACGCGGGUAGACUCGGAGAGUCACCCCGAGUUCAACCGAGUCCCGGAUUUAUGCAACUUCAUGAACAAAGUCUCGACGGGGCUUAAACCGACCUCGGUGACCUUCGACAAGAGGAGACUAAACGAGAUGAAGAGACUCGCGAGUAGCACGAGUGAACCAGGCGAGACGGUGUGUUACACGUCGUUCGAGGUGCUGGCGGCGCACGUGUGGAGAAGCUGGGCGAGAGCAAUAAGGUUUCCGCCGAAUCAGAAGUUGAAGCUGGUGUUCAGUAUAAACGUGAGGAACAGGGUUAAACCGGGUUUACCAGAGGGGUAUUAUGGGAAUGCGUUUGUUUUGGGGUGUGCGGAGACGAGAGCGAAGGAGCUGGAGGAAAGAGGGAUAGGGUUCGGGUCGGGUUUGGUGAAGCGGGCGAAGGAGAGGGUUGGGAAUGAGCACGUGAGGGGCGUGAUGGGGAUGGUGUGGGAGAGAAAAGCGUGCCCUGACCCGGUUGGGGUGCUCAUAGUGUCGCAGUGGUCCAGGCUGGGUUUGGAGAACAUUGACCUGGGUAUGGGCAAGCUUCUUCACGUCGGACCCGUGUGCUGCGAUAGGUACUGCUUGUUUUUGCCGGUCAGAGAUCAGUGUCUCAGUGUCAAGGUCAUGCUGGCUGUUCCCACUCACGCCCUUCACAAUUACCAGCUUUUUAUGCGUAAUAAUUGAUAUAUAAAUUAUCUUACUCAUUUUAUCAUCGUCUUCUAUUAUAUCAUAAUUUUUUUUCUUUCUAAAUCUAGAACAACAUACUAUAGGUCUAUUAAAUUUAUUUUGCUUUCGUAUCCUUGCGUCGCAUCGGUGACUUGUGUCGUCAAAAGUGUGAAAUUGCCAACUCUCA